AUGGCCGAAAGUGCCGCCCAAGUAGAAUACACGUUUACACGAACAAGAGUACGAGUGCUUCAGAAAAUGGUUCAAGAACGCAAGCUUCGCCUCGCCAUUUGGGCCCACGAUUGCGGAAUUCAGAAAGAUGAUCUUGCGGCUCUUAACAAGGACAAGGACACAAGUCUUAUCGAUGCUCUCGAACUGCUUUUCUCUGAAAUAUUCAAGGAGCAGAAAUGCGUUUUCAAAGGAUUCUGUGAUCUUAGGAAUAUGGCACUUGAAGCGGUAAAAGCCAGACCACAGGUAUCUCUGGACGCGAUUGAUGAAGCGCAAAAGAAUAUCGAGGGUGGAUGUGAUCGGUUGAAUCGACACCUCCAUGAGCUGGCCAAGCUUCAGAACGCCAUCAAGAUGAGUUUGGCAGUCAAAGGCAGGGGUUCCGAAGCCGAUAUGUAUAACUGGAUCAGAAACAGAUCCCAGGCUACUGAAACGGAUGCUAUAUCGACGGUAUCCACGGGCAAUGCUUCAUACAAGUCUGGUGAUGAGCAAUGUCCGAAGUGUCGAAAUUGGUUCCCCUCAUAUGCCUUUGAUCUUCACCAAGACGACUGCACUGCGACAGAGCGUAUCCAAUCUGAAGGGAACGGCGACGCCGUGGAUAAAUCUUCAAACGAGGAUAUAUCACUUCCAAAAGAUGCCACGAAUGUGACGACAGUCGCCAAAGACGGGCCCUCUCAAACCAAGCAGGCAUCGCAGACGCAUGUAUCAGCAACGAAAGAGGGUCAUAAGGGCGCGUUCCUUGCUUCGACACCAGCCUCGGCCAACAAAUCGUCGCUCCAGGAAUGGAAAGAGAAACAGCAUCCUAGCAAUAAAAAUCUCUCGAGCUCCAUUUCUGGUAGCCUUCGUGUGCAUCCUCUGACAUCGAUCAGACGCGUUCAAGGUUGGUCCCCUCCCUACUCCGUAACCCAAAUGCUAAUCGUCCGGGUCGCCAGACGGCACUUGGCGAAAUGA
Molecule: messenger RNA, 984 nt
Organism: Pestalotiopsis fici W106-1
Lineage: Eukaryota; Fungi; Ascomycota; Sordariomycetes; Amphisphaeriales; Sporocadaceae
Exons: 2
Coding region: 1-984 (327 amino acids)
Source: RefSeq, a predicted model, not a curated record